This is a messenger RNA of Alternaria alternata, 837 nucleotides long. Its product is annotated as 60S ribosomal protein L7. Gene Ontology annotation, biological process: maturation of LSU-rRNA from tricistronic rRNA transcript (SSU-rRNA, 5.8S rRNA, LSU-rRNA). Gene Ontology annotation, molecular function: RNA binding; structural constituent of ribosome. The coding region runs from base 1 to 750 and encodes 249 amino acids. Gene Ontology annotation, cellular component: cytosolic large ribosomal subunit. The record is from RefSeq and is a predicted model, not a curated record. Lineage: Eukaryota; Fungi; Ascomycota; Dothideomycetes; Pleosporales; Pleosporaceae. The transcript has 4 exons.
AUGGCCCGCUCAUCCGUCCCCACCCAGAAUGACAUCGCUGUCCCCGAGUCGGUGCUCAAGAAGCAGAAGGCCCACCAGAAGACCAGCGACUCUCAGGCCGCUGAGUUGAAGAAGAAGCGUGAGGCCAGCAAGCAGAAGCGCGAGGUCAUCAAGGAGCGCGCCGCCAAGUACACCCAGGAGUACGCAAAGGCCCAGCGCGAUGUCAUCGAGGCCAAGCGUGCCGCGAAGCGCGACAACUCUCUCUUCGUCCCCGCUGAGUCCCGCCUUGCCUUUGUUGUCCGUAUCAAGGGUAUCAACAAGAUCGACCCCAAGAAGCGCAAGACCCUCCAGCUCCUCCGUCUUCUCCAGAUCAACAACGGUGUCUUCGUCCGCCUCACCAAGGCCACCAGCGAGAUGCUGAAGAUCGUCGAGCCUUUCGUCGCUUACGGAUACCCCAACUUGAAGACCGUCCGCGAGCUUGUCUACAAGCGCGGUUACGGAAAGGUCAACAAGCAGCGCCUGCCGAUCACCGACAACGAGCUCAUCGAGGCCAACCUCGGCAAGUUCGGUAUCACCUGCAUUGAGGACAUCAUCCACGAGAUCUACACCGUCGGCCCCAACUUCAAGGCCGUCUCCAACUUCCUCUGGCCCUUCAAGCUCUCUUCCCCCACUGGCGGUUUCCGUACCCGCAAGUUCAAGCACUUCAUCGAGGGUGGUGACCUUGGUAACCGCGAGGAGUUCAUCAACCAGCUCGUCAGGCAGAUGAACUAAGCUGUUGUGCUUUUGUUCAAUGGGUGGAGUAACGGUUAGCUUCAAAACGAUACCAUGAAGAUCACGACUACUGGUCGCCCACUCCUC